AUGUUCAUUGGUGGUCUCAACUGGGAUACAACAGAUGAGUCCCUCAGGAACUACUUUUCGCAAUUUGGUAAAGUAGAUGCGUGUACGAUCAUGCGUGACGCUGCUGGGCGUUCAAGGUGCUUUGCCUUUUUGACGUUCGAAGAGCCUGCCAGCGUCAAUGCU
Serpula lacrymans var. lacrymans S7.9 is the source of this 162-nucleotide messenger RNA. RefSeq lists its product as uncharacterized. The annotation marks the transcript as partial. NCBI's taxonomy places the organism in Eukaryota, Fungi, Basidiomycota, Agaricomycetes, Boletales, Serpulaceae. The record is from RefSeq and is a predicted model, not a curated record. Gene Ontology annotation, molecular function: RNA binding. The transcript is spliced from 2 exons.